AUGACCAGGGGAAAUCAGCGUGAACUUGCUCGCCAGAAAAAUACCAAGCAGCAAAAUGAUAUGCAAAAGGGAAAGAGAAAUGAUGGUGGUUUAUCUGCUGCUGCCAGAAAGCAGAGGGAACCUACAAUACCCAGACACGAACAGAAAAAAAAAAAAAAAAAAAACGACUCUAAAGCCAAAAAGAAAACAACAAACCCUUCGGAGACAACCCUAAGCUAUUUGUGUCAUUAG
Molecule: messenger RNA, 231 nt
Organism: Sinocyclocheilus grahami
Lineage: Eukaryota; Metazoa; Chordata; Actinopteri; Cypriniformes; Cyprinidae
Product: small EDRK-rich factor 2-like
Exons: 3
Coding region: 1-231 (76 amino acids)
Source: RefSeq, a predicted model, not a curated record